AUGGCAUCUCUGCCUCGGUCUGGGCCAAUUCCUGACACCCCGAAUCCUGUAGCCAAACAGAUCCCUCUUUUCUGCAGCGUUUGCCCCGAAACGCCAAAUUUUUCCGAUGUGUCUCAUCUUCUCACGCAUAUUGCGUCCAAAGGCCAUCUCCACCACGAGACACAAACAAAACUCAAGGCCCACCAGGAUCUUGUCUCCUCGAUUGCCUUGCAGCAAUAUGAGAAAAAACAACCCAGAAGAUCCACAAGCAACAAUACUGUCAUCAAAACAGAGGAUGGGCCUCUUCCGGACCUCCCAGGCUUAUCUGGCUUUUUUGCAUCCGACAACGAGAUCGAAGGACCCGAAGAGUUGGCUGCCCUGGGAGAUAUGAUAUCCAUGAAAGGUCAGGUUUGGCCUGGAAUGGGAAAAAUGGAUUUGGCAACAGAAGAGAUGAAGCGUACCCGGAACCAGAGAAAGCCAAAAUCUGUUGUCGAGAAAAUGCGACGCACCUCGGAGGAAAUCGAACCUACGCAAGUAGUCAUGACAUCUCAAUUUAAUGUUGAGAGAGUUAAAGGCGUAUACGAUGACGAUUCUCCUGUUUCUGACCAAGAUGUAGCGUCUCCGCCUCGGAGGAUUACAAGGAAGCGACGCAAGGAAACUCAGCCCUUAGCGGAGAUAUCCUCCAACAUCCCAAGAGGAAGUAGUAGCCGCAUGUCGCGCCCUCACGGAACAGAGAAGCCGGCCAAGCUGGAGCCUCUGCUCAAUAAUGAAAGCAUUGUGGACAUGCCGCCCACGAUCGGCGCUCCCCGAAGUCAAACUGACAUAUUUCACGAUGAGAACGGGAUUGCAGUCGGUUCGAACGAAGUUUACCCUUCGUCCUCGGCACAGCGAGACUCUAGAUUUGAUCUUCGAGGACGUGGAGGGCUUCAGAGCAUGCUUCAGAAUUCGCAUUCGGGGUUGUCCCCUCACACUUCCGCAAGAGACCUGCACACACCUGUUGGAUCCCAACGAGCCUCCUCCCAGAUCAGACUGUCGAUGCAUCCAUAUCUCACCAAUGGAAGUCAGUUUACCCUAGGGUCAUUUGGUCAUCAAGAUCCCUCCUAUGCACUGGGUGAUAGUCCUCUAUACCAAACCCCAUCCCAGCUUUCUUUCAUGCCUGGUCUUCAUUAUGACCUCCUUGGACAGGAUAGUCACAGAUUUUCCUCAAGCCAUCAUCAGACCGUGCCCAAGUCUGAGGAUUUCUCACAGAAUGAUACUGAUGACCCUCUCGGAUCCUCCGUCUCAAACGUCUUUCUUAAUUUUAGCAGUGGCAAUUCGAACGCGCUUUUUGGCAACGACCGCUUGUUUUUCAACUCGUAUACUCCACCAGCUAGCCAUCCACCAUUUGCACCUAUCGGGCACAGCGCAGCGACCAUUGAUAGAGAAGUUGGUUACUCCACGAGUACGGAGGAACUGCUGCAAACAAGCGCAACUUCACCCGUGAAGAUAGAGCCCCAGCCAAACGGGCUGCUGGAGCAUGAUAACGCAGGUCUACCAGAAGCCAACGAAACCAUAUUUGACCCCAAGAACGUUUGGCGUCUCCACGACCCGGAAAAUACUUUGGACAUUCCCGAUGCCCUCCGGUCGGAAGGGCUGGAUCUUUAA
Clonostachys byssicola is the source of this 1623-nucleotide messenger RNA. NCBI's taxonomy places the organism in Eukaryota, Fungi, Ascomycota, Sordariomycetes, Hypocreales, Bionectriaceae. The record is from the annotation of a GenBank genome assembly.